Aplysia californica (California sea hare) is the source of this 2778-nucleotide messenger RNA. RefSeq names its product protein chibby homolog 1. NCBI's taxonomy places the organism in Eukaryota, Metazoa, Mollusca, Gastropoda, Aplysiida, Aplysiidae. The transcript is spliced from 4 exons. The record is from RefSeq and is a predicted model, not a curated record. Bases 118 to 507 code for a protein of 129 amino acids.
UACAAGGAAGUGCUUCCUAAGGGAGCCUACUGUAAACGAAUUCGAUUUGUUUUCAUUAGUAAUGAUAGUAAUGGUGUCACUUUGAUUGCUGUUUCUUUACGAUUUAGAAAAAUAAUCAUGCCUCUGGGAUUGUUUGCCAACAAGUUUUCACCCAAGAAGACUCCUCCACGUAGAGCCCAGUCUUUGUCAAAUCUCCACCUGGAUGCAAGUGAAUCGAGGACUGAGUUUGGUCUUGAUUAUGGUGCUGUUAAAGUGAGCCUAGGUGGAAAUGAAGUUGCUUUUGAAAAUGGUCUAUGGGUAAAUGAGAGUGCUGGGGGAGGAGGAAGCCACAAGGAGGUGACACGCUUGAGGAAAGCCAACCAGACUUUGCACGAAGAGAAUAAUUUACUGAAACUGAAAAUUGACAUUUUAUUAGACAUGCUGGCUGAAACCUCUGCUGUGUCCCACUUCCAUGAAAAUGAAGUCAAACAGUUGAGAGAAACCAAGCUUGCAGGGAAAAAGCGAUAGUUGUCUUGUUAUUUUUGUAUAUUUCACUGAUUCAGUUCAUGUUACAUACAUAAUAUACUAUUAUUUAUAUAAAUAAGUCACUAUUACCUUAUUGUACUAUUUUUUUUCGUCCAUCUGGGAGAGUGAAAUCAUUUUUCUCUUAUAGUAGAAAACAUUUAGCUUUGGUCCUGGGCCCUCCAAUCAUACACAAGACACAUUUCAAUUGCUGUCAUUUCCUUAUUCUUGAAUAUUGAGUUCUUCGAACGGCUGCGUAUUAGUAGGGAAUCACGGUUUAACAAUCAAGAGUUCAAAUUAUAGUCUGUGACAGAGUGAGCCAUCGUUUUUCAACAGUCUAAAAACACCGUUCUAGAUAAAACUUUUUAUUCACUCUUUAUUACUGUAGUCUUCGUCUUCCACUGGAAAAAGCAAUAAGUCAGAAUCUAAAGCUAAACCCCAUCCGCACGCCCUGGGGUAAUUUUAUACCCCCGGCGUUGUAUUCUUCACAUUUUAGAAUACUUCUAUUAUGAAGAUCUCUUUGAGUUUGUUGUCAUGGCAUUGAGGACUGGGGUGUCUGUGGACUGUCUGCCCACCCUGAGAAGAGGCCAUUCAUGUUGAGGAUAGGAGGGUACUAGGAGUUUUCAAGAGACUGGAAAGACCUAACUGCCCUGUGACCGUGUAAUUCCGGUAGGGUUCACGUUGCCCAUUCCCCGCCACCAAUGGCUACUGGCUAUAGUUUUCUACUCUUUCAUGAGGUAUUGGCCAAGUGGGAAAGCCAUUGGAUCGUCACGUCCUGCUUUUCGAGUUUGAAACUUUCGGUAUUUCUCAAAAAAAUCAUUUUGACAGACUGCUAUGCAAAGCUAGGGAUCGGAUUAACGAGUAAAUUUCCUCUUUGGAAAAUGGUGGCACAGAGUUCCCCAUGUCGUAUGGAUACGAUAGUAAAACGCGACGUAAGGAUACGGUUUACUUUUAGUAGUGACAAUAAGGUGAGAAUGACUCAUCAUAAAUGACAUAUUGUACUUCUUCCUAUUUAAUGAUUCUGGAGAAUCUGGUAACAUUUUACAAGUGAGAAAUAGACUCAGGAUUUUCAGCUUUCUCUGAAAAAGAACAAACAAGAAGCAUUCGACUUGUACAGUUACGAAUGUAGGAUGGAUAAUUCUGCCCCAACUUGCUUUGUCUUGUCCUCUUCCUCUCCCACAGCUAUAUUUAUACAGUGGAAAGAGUCCACGAAGCGUUUGUGUUUCCCUCAAUAUGAAGAAAAAAACUGUUUUAGUGUUUCAGAGGUUUGUUUAGGAUUGUAAUUUCAUCUGUUUUGUAUUGUAAAGUGUGCACAAUAAUGAUAGCUUGGUCUACAAGAUGUGACAGUUGUGGAUAGGCUGUGUGAAAGUGAAAGGUUAAUUGUGAGGCCUUCUAAUCUAUUGAAAAUCUUCCAUUCUGUGGGUACUGGCGAAAUGGAGUGUGGUUGUCUGUUCAUUUUGUUUGUUUGUUCCUUCUGCCGGUUCGUCAUGCAAGGCCUUUAUUGCUCGACAUUCUCCAAGCUAAGGCCAGUCUGAAGGAAGGAGGCUUAUGCUUGCCAGUCAGUAAAUAAUUUGUGAAAAAAAAAAUGUGUAAAAUUGUAUAGGUUAAACACCCCUUGCAACGUUGUAAUGUUAUUAAAGAGGCACGCAUUCCAAAUAAUGACCUCAGUGCUUUGUUGUCAUAUCUCCAUAUUUUUUUUUACAGUAAAAAUGUGACUUCUUCUUAAGCUCACUCUUUGUUAUGAACUGUUUUCACUUUAGUUAUUAAAAAUGGAGAUACAACAAGAAAGCACUGAGUUCGGGAAAUGUAAUGUCUAUCUCUGUCAGGACUGAGCCAAUUUGGGAAAUUCGUGUAAAAUGCUUUUAUUCAAGGACACAAUGUUGGGCCGAGCUGAGCUUCAAACCCACGAUCUCAUGAUCACGAGUUCAGUAGCCUUACCACUAGACUACUGAUGUCACCUAAAUAGUGUGUAGCCUACAUUUGAAGGCCUUUAAUCACACUCUAUCAGGAGUGGAAAGCUGCAUGUAUGUACUUGUAGGCUUAUUUGCAUUUUCAUCUACCAUGUGGUUAACAUAGGGCACCAGCAAAUAAAUAGGGAGGACAGAUAUGCUUGUUGUACGUGUAUUCUUUUUGGUUCACUGAAGAGUGUCUGCUUUCAACUCGAAGGAAAUUGGAGAGAAUGACUUUCUAAUUCACAUGGGUUUUUUUCAUUACCAACUGCAUAUCCUCAUUGUGACUCAUAUGAUUGUCAAGAUAAUAAACUGUAAAUAAGAAUGA